GUAUAACCAUAUGAAUUCAGCAGUAUUUUCAUAGAGUGAAAGAUUUUUUCUGAUAUUCUAUUUGUUAAUUUGCUGUUUAUGAUAUUGCCAUAGUUGUUUGAAAAAUAGUUGAGUGCAAAAUUACACAACUAUUAAAAUGGUUGUCGAUAUGGAAUUAGAAAACGCGAAAAAAAGAGUUUUGGAGUUAAUGAAGCAGAAAGAUGAGAUUGAAGUGACAUUACGAGAAUUGAAACUUAUUUUAGAUACUAAUCAUGUAGGCAUGAACGAUUCAUUGGUUGAUUCUGAAGGGUAUCCGCGUGCUGAUAUUGACGUCUAUCAAGUGAGACAUGCCCGCCAUAAAAUAAUAUGUCUUCAAAAUGAUCAUAAAGUAUUGAUGAAAAGAAUUGAAGAAGGCUUAAUUGAAGUACAUACAAUAUCAGGAAGAGAUAAUGUAGCAAUGGAUACAAGUCCAUCAAUCGAUUAUCCAAUUCGGAUGGAACAAGAUGCUCCAGUUAGUGCUGAAGCUGAUAAUAUGUUAUUAGAGCCAUUCUUGAAAGUAAAUCUUGUUUCAUCUGGUUCUCCAGCAGAACUAGCGGGGAUACAACUGAAUGAUUUGAUUAUGGAAUUUGGUUCUAUUAAUUGUCAGAAUUUCAGAACUCUGAAAGACAUAGGUGAUCUUGUGGAGCAAAGUCGUUAUAAAGAGAUAAUGAUCAAAAUAAAACGUACAGAUAAAUCAACAGCAGUGUUGAAAUUAAUUCCCAAGCCGUGGUCUGGGAAAGGUUUGUUGGGAUGUAAUGUUAAUGUUAUUGAAACAGUAGAAAGAUAAAGAAACAAAAAAUGUUUAAUAAAUAUUAUUAUUUUAAUUAUUACAUUUAAAUCAUUAUCAUAUUAUCAUUAUUUACAAUGUAAUUACGAAUUAUA
This is a messenger RNA of Chelonus insularis, 900 nucleotides long. Its product is annotated as 26S proteasome non-ATPase regulatory subunit 9. The transcript is spliced from 4 exons. The coding region runs from base 137 to 805 and encodes 222 amino acids. Gene Ontology annotation, molecular function: protein binding. Lineage: Eukaryota; Metazoa; Arthropoda; Insecta; Hymenoptera; Braconidae. The record is from RefSeq and is a predicted model, not a curated record. Gene Ontology annotation, biological process: proteasome regulatory particle assembly. Gene Ontology annotation, cellular component: cytoplasm; nucleus.